AUGAGAGGCAAUCAUUUUAUAUGGAUUAUUCAUAGCUUGAUCUUGCUGCAGUUUCUUGACUUCUGUUUUUCAUUGCCUUUAUGUUCUGAUUCAACUGCACCUUUUACUCCGAGGUCUCCUUUGCAGUUCUGUCCUUACAAUGGCUUCGUUUGCUGCAAUAAUACCGAUGAUUUCCAUCUGAGAAAUCAAUUCUUGUCUAUGAAUAUUUCAGAUCCCAACUGUGCCUCUCUUGUUCGAUCUAUCCUUUGCUCGAGAUGUGAUCAGUUUUCGGCCGAGCUUUUCAGAGUCGACUCUGCCCCUCGUCAACUUCCCGUGCUCUGUAACUCGUCGAACCCAACAAACUCAACCCAAUCCAACCAAAACACAAACAGCUUCUGUUCGCAAGUAUGGAACACUUGCCACAACAUUUCCAUUUCAUAUUCCCCAUUUGCCCCCACUUUACGAACCCCAGCAAGCUCCAACUCCUCCACACUAUCCGACACCUGGCGAACUCAAGAAGAGUUUUGUGCCGCGUUUGGCGGCUCACCCAACGACACGUCACCAUGUUUUUCUGGCUCACCCAUUGUUCUUAACAAUACCACAGAUAACCCAACUCCUCCCGGUGACCUUUGCCUGGAGAAAAUUGGAAAUGGGUCUUACCUCAACAUGGUGGGCCAUGCAGACGGGUCGAAUCGGGCCUUUUUCUCGAACCAGCAAGGCAAGAUCUGGCUCGCGACUAUUCCCGAACCGGGCUCGGGAGGGGUUUUGGGGAUUGACGAGUCGAACCCUUUUCUUGAUUUGUCGGAUGAGGUCCAUUUUGAUACUCAGUUUGGGAUGAUGGGAAUUGCACUCCAUCCACAAUUUGUCCAAAACGGUCGUUUUUUCGUUUCGUUCAAUUGUGACAAAGCCAAGUGGCCUGGCUGUGCUGGCAGGUGCGCGUGCAAUUCCGAUGUGGGCUGUGAUCCAGCGAGACUCGGGCCUGAUAACGGGGCACAGCCUUGCCAGUAUCAAAGUGUUGUAGCUGAGUAUACGGUUAAUGGUAGCUCAUCAAGACCCUCCUCGGCUACAAGCGCCAACCCUUUGGAGGUCAGAAGAAUAUUUACUAUAGGCCUACCUUUUACGGCCCACCAUGGAGGCCAGAUUCUUUUCGGGCCAGAAGACGGUUAUUUGUACUUCAUGAUGGGAGACGGUGGAGGUGUGGGAGACCCGUAUAAUUUUGCUCAGAACAAAAAAUCUUUACUCGGCAAGAUCAUGAGAUUUGACGUUGAUAACUUGCCAAGCGAUACUGAAGCUGCUCGGCUUGGUUUGUGGGGUAACUAUUCGAUUCCUAAUGAUAACCCUUACACAAUCGAUAAAGACUUGCAGAGAGAAAUAUGGGCUUUAGGCCUACGAAAUCCUUGGCGGUGUAGCUUCGAUUCUGCAAGGCCUUCGUACUUUAUAUGUGCAGACACCGGACAGGAUGGAUACGAAGAAGUGGAUUUGAUAACCAAGAAUGGAAAUUACGGGUGGCGGGCCUUUGAGGGCCCAUACCCUUAUACUCCUCCACAGACACCUGGAGGAAAUACUUCAAUCAGCUCAAUAAGACCGAUUUUCCCUGUUAUGGGAUAUAACCAUUCUGAAGUAAACUCGAACGAAGGUUCAGCAUCGAUCACUGGUGGCUACUUCUAUAGAUCCAUGGCUGAUCCUUGCAUGCAUGGAAGAUACUUGUAUGCCGAUCUUUAUGCGGGCGCUAUAUGGGCAGGAACCGAAACCCCAACAAACAGCGGAAGAUUCAAUAGCACCCAAAUUAGUUUUAAUUGCGCACAUGAUUCGCCUAUUCGCUGCACGUUCACUCCCGGGAGCACGCUUCCUUCUUUGAGCUACAUUUUCUCGUUCGGAGAAGAUAAUAAUCGGGAUGUUUACCUUCUUACAAACAGUGGCGUGUACAGAAUCGUACGUCCCAGUCGUUGUAACUACACAUGCUCGAGUGAAAAUGCCUCGACUGUCUCUCAAGGUCCCUCGGCGAGCCCCCCUCGUUCGGGAGCCGGCUCGCGCGAGAUUCUUAUAUUUUUGAAUUCAUUUUUGUGUUUGGUAGUGAUGAUGAUUUUUAUGUGA
Molecule: messenger RNA, 2073 nt
Organism: Striga hermonthica
Lineage: Eukaryota; Viridiplantae; Streptophyta; Magnoliopsida; Lamiales; Orobanchaceae
Source: the annotation of a GenBank genome assembly